GACCUUACCAUCCAAGUGACGUCUUAUAUGAUGAAUUUCGUUUCGCAAUAAUCUCAAGGCAAAAAGACCAUUUCAGCCAAAUUCACAGGAUUUACUCUCGAGGCGAUUGUCGUGCUGCCAAUCUACUGUGUUGACAAGGGGGAGAGAUGUGCAUGCACGGAGGACGAGGAGCCUGGAAUUAAUCACAGGAGAGAAAACAUGCCGAAGUUGAGACAUUAAAGAAGAGCUAGUUUUGGGGCCUGUGCAGACUUCCCGCAGCAGCAGUUGGAUGUGCACGUCGAACUGGCCACGAUGACAAUGAAAGGCCUGUCCAGCAGCCGUAGUCACCACCACACGGUGACCUGCGACCCCUCUUAUGACUCCAUGACCCUGGGGCACUCAGAUCGUCGGUCCUACUUCCUCAACCCCGGAGAGGCUCAUCCUGCUGACCACCCCUGUUACACACAGCGCAGCUCCUUUCAGUCUGAGUGCAGUGGCUACCCUGAUCUGGCCAGCUGCACCUUCCCUCGCAGACAUUACAGCUCCCACCAUGAGCUAAAGGAGGAGUGUGGUGCUCUGGUGCCUUACACAGGGCCAACAGGGAGCAGUAAAGGAAGUGGAGGAGGUGGUGGAAACAACAACCGCCUCCCUUCAAACCUGCUAGAGCAGUUCGAGCGCCAGGCACCAGUACGGCGUGAGGGCUACCACACACUGCAGUACAAACGCACUGCAGUAGAGCACCAACGCAGUGACAGCCCUGGACGAAUCCGUCACCUUGUUCACUCUGUUCAGAAGCUUUUCACCAAGUCUCACUCCCUGGAGGGGCCCUCGGGGUCUGGUGGAGGAGGAGGGAGUGGGAGGAUGAAUGGCAGCAAAUCCAGUCCUGAUGACCCACCCUCUUCUUCUGGCACCCUGAAGCACAGCAAGCGCAGUAAGAGCAAAGACCGCUCCAAGUCAGAGCCUAAGAUGCGUACUGCAAUCUCAGGCUACUGGAGCUCAGAUGACACGCUUGAUCGGGAGGUAUGCCUCUACCACCAUCACCAUGGGGGCAGCAGUGGAGGUCCACCGUCUGGGGUCAUGACCAUGGGCCGCCGACCGGACAAAUCCCAGUCACAGUAUUUCUUGGAGUCCUACAAUACCAUCAGCGCCCACUCUCUGAAGACAUCACGCAGCAACAACGAUGUGAAGUGCUCAACAUGCUCCGGGGGCAGCAGUGGAGGACUGCCACUUGUGGGUGGGCUGGAUGGCCAACUGCAGCUGAAGAAAAGCUCAUGGUCUUCUACUCUGACGGUGAGCAGAGCAAGAGAGGUCUACCAGAAGGCCUCAGUCAACCUAGAUAAAGCUAUAGUGAAAGCCGAGCAGGGACGCACCUGCCACUUCCUACAGGUGCCUCAGGAUGACUGGAGCGGUUUCUCUCCGCUUGGGAAGGAUGACGAGAUCCCGUGUCGGCGGAUGCGAAGCGGGAGCUACAUUAAGGCCAUGGCAGAAGAAGACAGCGGCGACUCGGACUGCAGCCCCAAACCCUCGCCCAAGGUCCAGGCACGGCGGGCAAGCUACCUGAAGGCUACACAGCCGUCCCUCACCGAGAUGACGACGCUUAAGAUUUCCACAGAGCACUCGCCCAAGCUGCAGAUCCGGAGUCACAGCUAUCUGCGGGCGGUGAGUGAGGUUUCCAUCAAUAGGAGUUUGGACAGCUUGGACCCGGCAGGGCUGCUGGCCUCACCUAAAUUCCGCUCGCGAAACGAGAGUUACAUGAGAGCCAUGAGCACCAUCAGCCAGGUGAGUGAGGUGGAGGUGAACGGGCAGAUCGAGGCAGUGUGUGAGUCAGUGUUCAGUGAGAUGGAGUCGCAGGCGGUGGAUGCCCUGGACCUGCCAAUGCCCGGCUGCUUCCGCAUGCGGAGCCACAGCUAUGUGCGUGCCAUAGAGAAAGGCUGCUCGCAGGAGGAGGCGGAGGGAGGCGCUGUGGUGUGCAACAGGAGGACCAAUUCACCCCCGCGCACCACCACCACCGUCAGAACCAUCCAGAGCAGCACAGUGUCAUCAUGCAUCACCACUUACAAGAAAACGCCACCACCAGUCCCACCACGGACCACUCCAUCCAAACCCUUCAUAUCCAUCACGGCACAGAGCAGCACUGAGUCUGCCCAGGAUGCUUACAUGGACGGGGGCUCUGGCCCACGGACGGGUAUCAGCUCCCAGCCAGGCCUGUCCAACUCCACGGAGAGCAUUGACAGCAUGAAAGCCCUGACAGCAGCCAUAGAGGCAGCUAAUGCUCAGGUGCACGGUCCUGCCAGUCAGCACGUUACCAACAGCACCAUCACCAUCACUGCCACUGCCACCACUUCCGCCGUUGCGCACGUCUCCGCCGACAGCAAAGCGCAGAGGGAAGCGCUCCGCAAGUGCCUCUCCAUAGGGAUCCAGGUGGACCCAGAGGAAGGAGGGCCGACAGAGGAGCAGUCCAAAUUCCAGUCGAUCGGAAUUCAGGUGGAGGAUGAACGAUGUUACCGCAGAAUGACCCGUUCCAACAGCGUGACCACCGCUGUGCAGGCUGACCUUGAUGACCCCACAAUCGGCCCAGAGCUGCCGCCACGACACUGUGCCACCAUGCCACGCCAGCACUCCCGUGAUGCUGCUACUUCCACUGUCAGCAUCCAGGGCUCGGGGAACCACUACCACGCAUGCACCGCAGAUGACUACGGGGAGGUGGGGUUCGACCCAUCUAUCCUGCCCCCUCCAGAUCCCUGGAUGGACAGCGUGGCCGAGCCAGCAGCGGACGCUUUGGAGGCUGUCGGCCGCUCAGUGUGCCCCCGUGACGGACGUUGGUUCCUCAAGUUGCUGCAGGCUGAGACGGAACGUAUGGAGGGCUGGUGUAGACAGAUGGAGAAGGAUGAGAUGGAGAAUGAGCUGCCUGAGGAGAUCCUGGGGAAGAUCCGCAGUGCAGUGGGGAGUGCCCAGCUGCUGAUGUCCCAGAAGUUCCAGCAGUUCCGGGAGCUGUGUGAGGAGAAUCUGAACCCAAAUGCACACCCGCGGCCCAUCUCCCAGGACCUCGCAGGUUUCUGGGACAUGCUCCAGCUGUCUAUCGAGAACAUUAGCCUGAAGUUUGAUGAACUCCACCAACUCAAAGCCAACAACUGGAAACCUCUGACCCCCCCAGAAAUUCAGGAGAGAAGGAUGCCCCCUCCUGUGCCAAAGAAGCCUCUGAAGGGCCACCCUCCCUUGGCUAGGGACCGCUCACUGGAGAGUUCUGAGCGCCAGCGUCUGGAGGCUCGCAAACGCCUGCUAGCUGCCAAACGUGCCGCAUCGGUUCGGCAGAGCUCUGCUACAGAGAGUGCAGACAGUAUCGAGAUCUAUAUCCCCGAGGCUCAGACCAGACUAUGAGACACGCAAAUAAAUGUACCUACACACAUGCCCAAUACACUGUCCAAUUCACAAAAUAGCACUGAAUGGUAAGGCUAGGGUGCUAAUAUAACAUACUCACAUUUUUUGCGGACUUUCCAGAUCACUGUGGGGUCAGUCACGAUGGAAGUUGUUUGAACAAGAAAUGUACAUUUACACUAUUUAUUUAUUUAUUUAUUUAUCUACCCUCCCCUCAUUUCCUUCUCCCAGCUUUGAUGUAGCACUCCCUCCUCUCCCUAACUCCCAAAGAAGUAUCUUACAAAUCCCUUUUUUUAAGUGACUUGAUAUUACACAACGCAAGCCAGGUGUAGCACAGUGGCAAUGCUUCACAUUAAUGUGUUUCCAUUAGAGAAAUCAGGGGAAAACAGGGAGGGAGCAUGCAUGUGCAUGUGUAGUGUGUGUAUGUAUAUACACGCAAACACACACAAGCUUAUGGGAGAUGUAUCUGAUCUGAAUAGCUCAGUUCAAGUACACAAAAUCGAAUGGAAAGACGAGACCAGACCCAUUGACUCAUAUUUGACCUUUAUUUACACUGAUGUUAUUGCUGUUUUUUUUUUAAAUUUUCAUUACCUAACUCUUAAACGUUUUUGCUUUUAUAAUGAGGUCAAACAUUAUAAUAUAA
Scomber japonicus (chub mackerel) is the source of this 3997-nucleotide messenger RNA. Its product is annotated as disks large-associated protein 1-like. The transcript has 12 exons. Gene Ontology annotation, biological process: signaling. Gene Ontology annotation, cellular component: glutamatergic synapse; postsynaptic specialization. Bases 292 to 3357 code for a protein of 1021 amino acids. Lineage: Eukaryota; Metazoa; Chordata; Actinopteri; Scombriformes; Scombridae. Gene Ontology annotation, molecular function: molecular adaptor activity. The record is from RefSeq and is a predicted model, not a curated record.